AUGCUAGAGGGUAAAUUCGAAGAAGCCAGCUUGUUCAAAAAGAUCAUUGACUCUUUCAAAGACUGCGUACAAUUGGUCAACUUCAACUGUAACGAACAUGGUAUCGCCGCACAAGCUGUGGACGACUCUAGAGUCUUGUUGGUGUCGCUUUCGAUUGGAACAGAGUCGUUUCAGGAAUUCAGAUGCGACAGAAGUGUCACUCUGGGCGUCGAUUUGUCGUCCUUGUCGAAGAUUCUACGCUGUGGUAACAACAACGAUAAUUUGACUUUGAUUGCAGAUGACACACCAGACUCUGUUCUUCUGCUGUUUGAGGACACCAAGAAAGACCGUAUCAGUGAAUAUUCUCUAAAACUCAUGGAUAUCGAUGCAGACUUUCUUGACAUCGACGGAAUGGAAUACGAUACCACCAUCACAAUGCCAUCCGCUGAGUUUGCCAAGGUGGUGCGUGAUUUGAACCAGCUCAGCGAUUCCCUAAAUAUUUUGGUCACCAAAGACACCGUCAAGUUUGUCGCAGAGGGUGACAUCGGAUCUGGUUCCGUCAUUGUGAAGCCCCACACCGACAUGGAUAAGCCUCAGGAAAGUGUGAAAGUCGAACUCGACAAGCCCGUGGAUUUGACUUUCGGGUCUAAGUAUCUAUUGGACAUCAUUAAGGGUGCUGGUCUUGCGGAGCAAAUCACAAUUAAGUUAUCAUCUGAAACUCCUGCUUUGUUCGAAUUCGGUCUACAAAGCGGGUACCUACAGUUUUUCCUAGCUCCAAAGUUCAACGAAGAAGAGUAA
This is a messenger RNA of Lachancea sp. 'fantastica', 777 nucleotides long. Lineage: Eukaryota; Fungi; Ascomycota; Saccharomycetes; Saccharomycetales; Saccharomycetaceae. The record is from the annotation of a GenBank genome assembly.